Molecule: messenger RNA, 843 nt
Organism: Encephalitozoon hellem ATCC 50504
Lineage: Eukaryota; Fungi; Microsporidia; Unikaryonidae
Exons: 1
Coding region: 1-843 (280 amino acids)
Source: RefSeq, a predicted model, not a curated record
AUGCCUAGAAUUACAAAGGCCCUUACGUAUGUGCUGGUUCUCGCUCUUAGGUUCUAUGACAUUCCAUCCUUCUGCUACAAUUACUACAAUCCGGAAUCGUGUUAUCAGCAAGAAUUCCUGAAGCCGUCUGCCAUUCCAACAAUUUACCAGAUAAUACCAAGGAGGUGUUUUGUAUAUAUUUCAGCAAUAUGUGACUUUAUAGUGUCAAGACUGGUGAAUUCUGAAAAGUACUUUAUAUACUCUUCCUUUCUUCCUGCUGAUGUUAUAUCAAUAGAGAAUCUUCUUGUGGUGCUUGAAAAGUACGAGAAGGACAUUACGAGCUUUUUACUCACACAUCUAAGCGUUUUCUAUGCUCCUCUUCUUACCAGCGCCAGCUCUUAUGCUCUAUCAUAUAUCUAUCCAGCAUAUAAAAAGGAUCAUGAAAAUGCGCAUAAGCCUUCGUUGAGUAUCACCUGGUUCUUCCAUUUGAACAUCUUCCCGCAAUACAGCAGAUACUUCUAUGACAUAUUCUAUGCUCUGAUGGUCUACAUCUUUAGCAUUGUUCCCGAAGAACAGAAGAUGGAGAUAAUAUUGCUAUUCAAGCCAUCUAACUACAAGAGCUAUCUUUUGUAUAUAGCAGACUCUCCGCUCCUUCACUUCUACCUGCUUAUCUUCCUUCUAGAAAAUUACAUACAAUAUCUAUUCAGGAUUCAUGGCAUAGGAAAUCCCAACUUUCUCAACUGGUCAUACCUAGCAUUUACAUGCUUAUUUAUUCUCGAAAGGAGAUGGAGGAUACUGACGCCUCAGAAGCCCCAUUCUGAGAAAAACCAAGAAAAGGCCUCCAGUGGCCUUCUUCAACCCUAA